CAGAACACAAAAAUCCAACAUUACUGAAUUGCCGCGAAACCCAAAACCGACGCUGAGUUCCGAAGUGUUUGACCGAGCUGUCGUAUAAUCCGGUACCUUGUUCCGGGGACUCCUAGGUCUUACAUUUGAAAAAGCAAACUAAGUUUUUUUAAACUACCAAGUUCAUUUCUUUAUUUUUUUAAAACAAAGUCACGCGCUUUCUUCUACGUUUGGCCAAUUCUCAAUAAUGUGAAGAAGAGAAAAGAGUAGACUCCCACAACUCUCAUUUUCUCAGUUGUAUAUUUAUAUCUGUACACAUCAACACUUCAAAGUUUGGAGCUUUUUGAUUUCUUUGGGGCGUUUCAGGCAUAAUGAAUCGACGGUGGGGAUUUCAUCGGGUUGUGGUGGCUGUUGUGUCUGUGUUGCUACUGUUUCAUUAUAAUCUGAGCUUCUGUUGGUGUCUCAACAGUGAAGGUUUGGCUUUGUUGAGGUUUAGGGAGAGAGUGAUCAGAGACCCUUAUGGAGUUUUGAGGAAUUGGAAUGCUGGAGAAGAUGAUGGUGGUCCUUGUUCUUGGUUUGGGGUUGAGUGCUCAUCAGAUGGGAGAGUCAUCAGCUUGAAUUUGAAAGAUCUUUGUCUUGGAGGAACAUUGGCUCCUGAUAUUGGAAAGCUGGCUCACAUAAAAUCUAUUAUUUUGCGGAAUAAUUCUUUUUCUGGCAAAAUUCCUGAAGAGAUUGGAGAUUUGAUGGAGCUGGAGGUUUUGGACUUGGGAUAUAAUAACUUUAGUGGAUCGUUUCCAUCUGAUUUCAGCAACAAUCUGUCCCUCACUACCCUCUUACUUGACAAUAACCAGUUUCUUGGUUUUUUAUCUCCUGACGUCCAUGAGCUCAAGAUGAUUUCUGAAUGCCAAACAGAUGAGAGCCAACUAACAGAUCCUGCUUUUGGAACAUCAUCCAUGAGCAGAUCUGUCAACUGGAACACUGCCCUACCUGGAGAUACAGCUCACCGGAGGUUGCAGCAGGUGGUAGAUGAGCCAGAGCCAUCCAGAAUUGGAAAAUCAAAUGGCAGGGUUACAUCAUCCAUAUCGGCUUCACCAUCUCCAUCACCAUUUUCAGCUUCAAUACCACCAUCUGCUUCACCAAUUUUACCAUCACCCUCAUCAAAUUCUCCUUCACCAUCUCCCUCAAGUAGCUUUAUGAGCCCUUCACCCUCGCCUUUGAUAGCACCAACUCCAGCCUCUCCAGUCCCAGCAAUUCCACCAACUACUUUUUUAACACCAACAGAGUCUAGUCCGUCACAAACUCCAUCCCCUGCUUCAGUUCCAGUGCAAGGGGUUAAAAAUAGUUCAAAGUCAAAGCGCCGCGUAGUUCUGAUUUGUGCAACUGUUGUUGGAGGCUCUUUAUUCAUUUUACUUUCAGUCAUUGGCAUCAUGCUUGUCCGAAGCAGUAAAGUGGUUACAGUUAGACCCUGGACAACAGGGUUAAGUGGGCAGUUGCAGAAAGCAUUUGUAACAGGUGUACCAAAGCUCAACCGAUCAGAACUUGUGGCUGCUUGUGAAGAUUUCAGCAAUAUAAUUGGAUGCUUUUCAGAUGGUAACAUUUAUAAGGGGACUCUUUCAAGUGGGGUUGAAAUAGCUGUAACAUGCAUUACAUCAACAUCUGCUGGAGACUGGUCUAAACAUCUGGAGGCUCAGUUCAGAAAGAAGAUAGAAACAUUAUCCAAGGUGAACCACAAGAACUUUGUAAAUCUGAUCGGGUACUGUGAAGAAGAGAAGCCAUUCACAAGAAUGAUGGUUUUUGAAUACGCUCCAAAUGGAACACUUUUUGAGCAUCUACAUAUAAAAGAAGCCGAACACUUGGACUGGGGAAUGAGAGUAAGAGUAGCCAUGGGCAUGGCAUACUGUCUAGAGUACAUGCACCAAAUGAGUCCGCCAAUAUACCAAAAGAACUUGCAAUCAGCUUCUAUAUACCUGACUGAAGACUAUGCAGCCAAAGUAUCAGAUUUCAGCUUCUGGAACGAAGGCACUACAACACAGAGAAGAUCAACUGACAAAGGACUUACGGAAAUCCCAACUGCAACUUCAGAAAGCAAUGUGUACAGCUUCGGUGUUAUAUUGUUUGAAAUGUUUACUGGUAGAAUUCCAUACUCUGUGGAAGAGGGUUCUCUUGCAGACUGGGCAUCACAUUAUCUAAGAGGGGACAAAUACUUGGGAGAAAUGGUGGAUCCUACCUUAGAAACUUACCAAGAAGAAGAGCUGGGAAAACUGUUUCAGGUUAUAACAGAUUGUGUCCAUCCUGACCCGAAACAAAGACCAAAGAUGGCAGAGAUCACAGCCAGGUUAAAAGACAUCACAGCUAUUGGGCCGGAUAGAGCGACACCAAAGUUAUCCCCUCUUUGGUGGGCAGAACUUGAAAUCCUUUCUGAAGGAAACUGAUCAUGAUCUAUUUAUUUUUCUUGUUCAUUUCUUUAUAAUUUGUGUAUUUUAUUCUUUAACCCGAUUUCUGUUAUUCAUUAUAGCAGUGGGGUGCAUGUAGGAUAGCUCUGAUUGUGUGGUGUUCUAAUCUAAGUUAGAAGAGUUGAAUUGUAAAUAACGAUUGCAUUGGGAAAGUGAGCCUUUUUCCUGUUUUAUACACAAAAGUGUAACUUCUAAAGAUCAAUAAAUUUUGAUUUUUUGAA
Messenger RNA from Argentina anserina (silverweed cinquefoil), 2653 nucleotides. RefSeq names its product inactive receptor-like serine/threonine-protein kinase At2g40270. Gene Ontology annotation, molecular function: protein binding; protein kinase activity; ATP binding. The record is from RefSeq and is a predicted model, not a curated record. Gene Ontology annotation, biological process: protein phosphorylation. The coding region runs from base 351 to 2411 and encodes 686 amino acids. Lineage: Eukaryota; Viridiplantae; Streptophyta; Magnoliopsida; Rosales; Rosaceae. The transcript has 9 exons.